UUUACUACAAAGCCGCGUGUAGUAAAACAGAGUACCGCGUGUGACCUGUGAGUUCAAUAAAAAAUAUUAAAAUGAAAGUGAAGAAGGCUGUGAAAAAGGCUGUCCGAACGCCGGAAUCCUCGGACUCUGAUUCGGAGUAUAAUUCAUCGGACGAAGAGCUACGAGAAGCUUACGCGAAGGGUUUACUGAAACCAGGUCUCAACGUCGUAGUCGAGGAAAACAAGAAAACUCACAAAAAUUGCGUGAAUCUUAUGAAACAAAAACUGGAGACGAUUAAACUGAAUUUACCAUGGGUGGAAAGGCUAGACAUGGUCAACGCGCCAGCACCGUUAGCGCCAGAGUUAGCGUUGCAAAUGCAAGAUCAGGAAGUGAGAAGAGCAAAGCAGUUGAAGGGGAAUAAAAAAUUGCCGCAGUACGAUCCAACGGAGGACCCGGUUUUAAACGACUUCCGGAGAGAAACAAUGUUCCACAGACAAGCACAGGGUGCCGUUAUGGACGGCAUCGCUAGAUUAAAGAAGCUCGGAAUACCGACGACAAGGCCUGACGAUUAUUUCGCUGAGAUGGCAAAGUCCGACGCCCACAUGCACAAAGUCAGGGAGAACUUAUUGAGGAAGCAAAUGAUUGUUCAGAGAUCGGAGAAGGUCAGGCAGUUGAGACAGCAGAGGAAAGUAGGCAAGCAAAUGCAGAUAGAAGCCACUUUGAAGAAGCACGCAGAGAAGAGGAAAAUGUUAGAAGAAGUGAAAAAGUAUAGAAAAGGCGUGAGGAAGGAUUUAGAUUUCCUCGACGAUAAGAAAAAGCCACAGAGUAAUAAAAAGGCGAUAGAAAAGCGUAAAAUGAGGGAUACUAAAUAUGGUUUCGGUGGGAAGAAGCGUGGGAGUAAGAUGAAUACGAGAACGAGUUCGGCGGAUGUUUCGGAGUACCAGAGGCCAGGGAAGGAUUUGAAGAAGGGAGGAAGAGGUUCGAAGCCAGGGAGUGAUUUCAAGGGCGGGAGGAAUUCGAGACCAGGGAGUGAUUUCAAGGGUGGGAGGACUUCUAGAUCGGGGAAGAAUUUGAAGAAGGGAGGGAAAGCUAAGCAGAGAGUAGGCAAGAGUCGUAGAGUACAGAUGAAAGCGAAAAAGAGACGGCAAUAAGAAUUAAUUUAAUUAAAAUAUAUUCUUAUUAAUAAAACGUCUGAUACAUUUUGUAUAAUAAAUCUGAAUAAAAUAAGUCACCUGGAUGUUCGCCUUCCUGUCGAUUCCCGGACUGUUGUCCGCGUUUGACAGCGGAAUUUGAACAACUGCGAACGUGACAAAAGAAUUUUCGUCGCGUACGUAACAACGUUCAAACGCGUGGAAUA
Molecule: messenger RNA, 1336 nt
Organism: Ceratina calcarata
Lineage: Eukaryota; Metazoa; Arthropoda; Insecta; Hymenoptera; Apidae
Product: putative rRNA-processing protein EBP2 homolog
Exons: 3
Coding region: 72-1130 (352 amino acids)
Biological process (GO): ribosomal large subunit biogenesis; rRNA processing
Cellular component (GO): nuclear periphery; nucleolus; preribosome, large subunit precursor
Source: RefSeq, a predicted model, not a curated record